AUGGCCGACGAAGAUGAGGCACCUCCUGAGGUGCACCAUUACAGUGAUCUGCAAGAAGUACCAUGGGAUAUCCAAAAUUACUGGUCUCAGCGUUACCGCAUCUUCUCCAAAUAUGACGAAGGAGUUUGGCUGACAGAUGAUGCCUGGUUUGGAGUAACUCCAGAGCCCGUUGCUAACCAGAUCGCGGCACACAUCGCAGAGAGGGCACCUGCAGGCCGCAGCAUCUUGAUUGAUGCAUUUGCCGGUGCUGGAGGCAAUACGAUCGCCUUCGCCAAGACUGGAAAGUGGAAGCGAGUUUAUGCAAUUGAAAAGAAUCCUGCUGUCCUACAAUGUGCCAGGCAUAAUGCGAAGAUCUAUGGGGUGGACAAACAGAUCACUUUCUUCGAAGGGGACUGCUUCCAGGUCCUCAAAAACCAGCUUAAAGACCUGGCCCCAUACAGUGUCAUCUUCGCAAGUCCUCCAUGGGGUGGACCGGGAUAUCGCUCUGAUGAGGUUUUCAAUCUGAAGACCAUGGAGCCAUACUCCCUGGAGACUCUUUACAAGGAAUACUCUGCCUUCAGUGAACACAUGGCUUUGUAUUUACCCAGGACCUCGGAUGUGAAGCAAUUAGCGAAAUUCGCCCAGGGCAACGGCAAGGCGGCAGUGAUACACUACUGCAUGGAGGGUCACAGCAAAGCGUUGUGCAUUUACUACGGUGGUUUUAAUGUAAAAUCAUAA
This is a messenger RNA of Penicillium waksmanii, 717 nucleotides long. Its product is annotated as RNA methyltransferase. NCBI's taxonomy places the organism in Eukaryota, Fungi, Ascomycota, Eurotiomycetes, Eurotiales, Aspergillaceae. The record is from RefSeq and is a predicted model, not a curated record. Bases 1 to 717 code for a protein of 238 amino acids. Gene Ontology annotation, biological process: 7-methylguanosine RNA capping; 7-methylguanosine cap hypermethylation. The transcript is spliced from 4 exons. Gene Ontology annotation, molecular function: RNA cap trimethylguanosine synthase activity. Gene Ontology annotation, cellular component: nucleus.